UCUAGAUUUACUAAAAUAUUCUUAUAUACGAUUAUCUUCGGGUCUUUAUUAUUGCUAAUCUAUCAACUGACAACAAUGAAACGCAUAGCGAAUUCACGUCCAAUGUAGUCUGGAGGCUCCAUGGCUCCCUCUAGUGGAAUAUCACUGAAUCAAUAUGUGGUUAUCGAAUCACUUUCUGUCUGCAGCAGUUCAGCGGCAAACAGCACUGGAGGCAAUGGAAACAUUCUGCUUCUUCCGCGGUUAAAACAAUUUCCUUGAUCCCUUUUCUUUCGAACGAACGCUCUGAGGAUGAACCCCCCGGGCGGAAUCUUCGUGUCGGUGUUUCUCUUCGCUGCUGAGAUGGUCGCAGCCUUGUAUCUGAGCAGCACCUACAGAUCGGCCGGGGACAGAAUAUGGCAAGGGCUCACACUCGUCUUCGCCCUGGUGCCGUCGAUCCUGGUCCAGUUCACGCUAACCUUCGUCCAUCGGGAUGUGAGUAGGGAUCGACCGCUGGUACUCUUUCUUCAUCUUCUACAACUGGGACCUUUCGUCAGAUGUCUUGAAGCUUUUUGCAUCUACCUAAAUGUCGGUAAAGUCGAAGAAUCUUAUGUCAGUAUUACUAAAAAGAAACAGAUGAAAAAAAAUGGCUCUUCUGAAGAAAUUGAGAAAGAAGUGGGUCAAGCUGAAGGCAAACUGUUCACACACAGAGCUGCCUUUAACCGGACAACAGUGAUACAGGCUUUCAUAGGCUCUGCACCUCAACUUACUCUUCAGCUGUACGUUAGCAUAAAGCAACAGGUAGUAACUCCUGGGAGAGGAGUAUUAAUGGUUAUUUCCCUGCUCACCAUUGUGUAUGGAGCCUUGCGGUGCAAUAUCCUUGCUAUCAAGAUCAAGUAUGAUGAAUAUGAGGUGCAUAUGAAGCCUGCAGCCUAUGUUUGCAUAUUCUUGUGGAGAAGCUUUGAGAUUGCUACCAGAGUUGUUGUUCUAGUACUUUUCAGCUCUGUCCUGCAGAUUUGGAUCCUUCCUGUGGUUCUCCUCAAUCUUUUCACAUUUUUCCUCUAUCCGUGGAUAUUAUUCUGGAGGAGCAAGUCCCCUUUCCCCGAGAACAUAGAAAAAACAUUUACCAGAGUCGGUACAACUAUAGUAUUAUGUUGCCUUACAUUUCUUUAUGCUGGCAUUAAUAUGUUUUGUUGGUCUGCAGUUCAACUCAAGUUAAAUGAUGCAGAUUUAAUCAAUAAGUCGCAGAACUGGUAUAGACAAGCUAUCUACUACAUGUUCCGAUUCAUUGAAAAUUCUGUUCUUCUUCUCCUAUGGUAUAUUUACAGAACUGAUAUUUACAGCUACAUAUGUGCCCCUCUGUUGGUCAUGCAGUUGUUAGUAGGCUACUGCAUUGCAAUAUUUUUUAUGCUUGUAUUUUACCAAUUCUGCCACCCAUGUAAAAAACUUUUCACCUCCAGUAUUUCCAAAGUAUUACUGGCUUGUAUUCAUUUUACUUGUUUUAGAUGUGACUGCUGCAAAUCUUCUGAAUCCACAGAAAAGGCUGGCUUGGAGCCAAAUAAUGCUAAUGAUCAUGAACAGGGCCCCGAACCUAUCGGUGAAUCUCAGAGUUAGAUGAAAUCUUAAUCUGCAAAAGAAAUGAUCAUUUCUUUAGUAUAUAUAUAUAUAUGUGUAUCCAUUUUGUUUUGACAUUGUAAACAUAUAAAUAACAGAUGUGCCUGAGACAGAAUCUGUUUUUCAUAAUUUCCAAAAAAGGUGAGCCUUUUGCCUUGUUUCAACUGCAAAAACAUGUCAGUGAGACAUUAAGGAAAACUUUUCAAAACCAGCUUUCCAGCAUGAAGCCCUACUUGCAAAAGAAGUGGUCUGGUACACCCGGACCCAUUUGGUAGAACAGGUAGAAAUUGCCUGUGAUGUGUCCUCGGUUUCCACAAUUUGUUCUUCUGGUGCUAUCCUGCAGGCCAAAAUAUUUAUAAUGCCACAUCCAUCUUUCAUUUUAAAGAUGCUCACAAAAAGUGAACUACUGCUAAAGACAAAAGUAAUAGAUGAGAAAAUAUUUCUCUGCUCUUUUGGGUGAUUUGUAUUAGAAAAUGCUGGCUUUUAAUUGUGUAUUUAUGACAAAUGUAUUGAGUACAUAUUUCUUGGUUUCUGGAAAACUUUCUCUUUAAACUUAUAUAUCAUCUGAUAAUUGUCUUUCUGCUAUCUUCAGCAGAAGUCUUAACCUUUAUUUUAUUUAGUUAAAAUAAUGUAGUUUUAUUCUGGACUGUUGUUUAAGGUUCUCAUUAAAAUGUGAGAGCCCAUGCCAAAGUUCUUCAAGGAAAAUUCAAACAAAGCCUAAAUAAUAAGGGAGAUUUUGUAAUUUCAGUAUACACUUUCCAGUAGAACAAUAAGUGCAUUCAAUAAUAUGUAAAUUAAUUAUAUUUUAUUUUCAAAAGGUAAUUAAUUGUAUCAAAGUGCAAUCAAACUUUAGAAUUUAACAUCGAAACUGUUUGUUGUCUCUGUGUAUGAGUUUGUGUAUGAGAGACAAAUUCGAGUCAACACUCUCACUUGAAUUUAUAUACAUUAUAUCUAUUCCAGUUUGGAUAUGUAGGUCAUAUAAUCUGUAAGUUUGCAGAUGACAUGGAAGUCAGUAGUAUUCAUACUGAGAAGGAUAUUCCAAGACUACAGAAUGAUAUUGAUCUGUUGGGCAGAACGAAAGCAGAUGGAAAUUAAUCCUGAUAUGUGUGAGGUGAUGCAGUUCGGGAAGACUCUUAAGGCCUAUACAAUAAAUAGUAGCACCUACAUAUGUGAUUGUAUUGGAGCAGUUCACAAGAGAUUCAUUAGGACGUUACAUAGGAAGAAGUGUUUCAGUUAUGGGUAUGAUUAGGAGACUGGGCAAGUUUUCCAUAGAGCAAAGGAGGCUGAGGAAGUGCCUGGUGGAGAAAAUUAUGAGGAGUGUAGAUAGGCUAAAUAGACGGAAACAGCUCCUAGAGUAGAGAUACCCAAAAGUGAUAGGUGUUGGUUUAAGGCAAGAGGUAAGGGGCUUAGAGGGGAUCUGAGGAAGAUCUUUUUCACCCAGAAGACGUUUGAAAUCUGGAACACCCUUAAGAACUGUUUAAGCAGGCACUUGAAUGGCCAGCUCCUGGAAGACUGCAGACUACAUACUUAAUAGUCAGCAUAGACAUGGUGUCUGUGUGUUAUAUGACUGUUACUCGAUGGCGCCAUGACUUGCACACAUGUAAAACAUCUGACAUGAUAGCAGCAUCAGUGUGCCAAACUCAUUGCCUGGCAAAUUAUGUUUUAACAGAUCUUCAAAUGUUGUUGUGUUGAACAUACCAGAUAUCAUUAGACUGCGUUUACUGAAAGGGCUGCACAAGUCAGACAAGUGGGCAGUGACCUAUCACCAGUACAAGGGAAAACCAAUGUAAACCAAUGCAUUAACAAGUUAGAGUAAAACAACAGAAUCAAUAUUAUGGGAAAAAAGGUUGAAAAUCUUUUCACAUUUUCUUCAUUACAUAUUAUCUUAAAAAUAAUUCUAAAUGACUUGAAAUAAAUUCAAAAUGCAAACUUAAAUACUUCAACCUUAAGGUACAGGAGUGCAGGGUUCCAACACAGAGAAAAUGUACCAUUUCAAAGGCAGCAAAACAAGCCUGUAAAUACUUGCAGUGGAACAAAAAUGAAUUGUGAAUGAAAUUUGUAUAUAUUAAUAUGAUUAAGUUUGUAUUUUAUUUUAAAAUAUUAUUUUAUGUGUUUCUAAAGUUUCUAUAUGUAUCAGA
Molecule: messenger RNA, 3728 nt
Organism: Mobula hypostoma (lesser devil ray)
Lineage: Eukaryota; Metazoa; Chordata; Chondrichthyes; Myliobatiformes; Myliobatidae
Gene: xk
Product: X-linked Kx blood group (McLeod syndrome)
Exons: 3
Coding region: 289-1590 (433 amino acids)
Cellular component (GO): membrane
Source: RefSeq, a predicted model, not a curated record